This is a messenger RNA of Trichophyton benhamiae CBS 112371, 1746 nucleotides long. RefSeq lists its product as uncharacterized. The transcript has a single exon. Lineage: Eukaryota; Fungi; Ascomycota; Eurotiomycetes; Onygenales; Arthrodermataceae. Gene Ontology annotation, cellular component: cytosol; mitochondrion. Gene Ontology annotation, biological process: glucose 6-phosphate metabolic process; intracellular glucose homeostasis; glycolytic process. The record is from RefSeq and is a predicted model, not a curated record. Gene Ontology annotation, molecular function: mannokinase activity; fructokinase activity; glucokinase activity. Bases 1 to 1746 code for a protein of 581 amino acids.
AUGGGCAAAGGCACCCUCGAGCAGGUCGCCCUGCGCCUCCGCCAGCUCUUCGACAGCUUGCUCUCCGUCCUGCAGCGCCUCCUCCGCCUCUCCCAGAAGCAAAAGACGACAGCGACGACAGCGACGACACCCUCAAAGACACCCUCAAAGACAUGCGAGAAACGGCCGUCGUCCCUGCGGUGCAGACGCUCCCUCGAUGACCUCGCCGCCGACGUCCAGCGCCAGUUCACCUCCCACCUGUCGACCGCCCGCCUCGCCGCCAUGGCCGCCGGCAUCCGCCUGCAGCUCGACCGCUGUGCAAAGUCCUCGCCCGUCUGCAUGCUGCCCUCCUUCAACCAUGCCUUACCCUCCGGCUGCGAGCGCGGGACCUUCCUGGCCCUCGACGUCGGGGGCUCGACCUUCAGAGUCGCCCUCGUCGAGCUCGCCGGCCACGGCGCCAUGCACAUCCGCCGCAUCGCCUCCUCCGCCAUCGACGAGCCCGUCAAGCUGCUCGAGGGCCGGGCCUUCUUCGACUGGAUCGCCCUGCGCAUCCUCGACAUGCUGCGGGCCGGCGACGAGGGCUACGGGCGGGACUCUUCCUCGCCGCUGCCCAUGGGCCUCUCCUGGUCGUUCCCCAUCGACCAGACCUCCAUCCGCUCUGGCCUCGUGCUCAGCAUGGGCAAGGGCUUCCUCUGCUCCAACGGCACCGUCGGCGAGGACCUGGGCGACCUGAUCAUGGCCGCGUGCCGGAAACACCAGCUCAACGUCCGCAUCGAGGCCAUCGUCAACGACAGCUCGGCCACCUUGCUCUCGCGCGCCUACAUCGACCCGUCCACCCGCAUGUCCCUCAUCCUCGGCACCGGCACAAACGUCGCCAUCCACUACCCGACCCGGGCCAUUGGGCGCGAGAAGUUCGGCGACAGGCCCGCGGCCUGGUUCGAUAAGGCCAGCCAUGUCAUCAUCAACACCGAGAUGAGCAUGUUUGGCGGCGGCGGCGUGCUGCCCAUGACUCGCUGGGACGACGACCUCAACCGCGCCCACAUCAAGCCCGACUACCAGCCCCUCGAGUACCUGGUCACCGGCCGGUACAUCGGCGAGAUCGUGCGUCUCAUCGUCGUCGAGGCCGUGGCCGUCGCGGGCCUGUUUGCGGGUGAACUGCCGGCAUCCUUACGUCUGCCGUACUCCCUCGACACAGCCAUCGUGGCCUGCAUCGAGGCAGACACUUCGUCCACCCUCGACAAGUCGGCAGCCAUGUUGACCGCCAGCCAUGCAUUUGCCGUGGCCCCCUCGACGGCAGACAUGCAGUUUCUGCAGACUGUCUGCAAGUGCGUCUCCAGACGAGGGGCCGCAUACCUCGCCACGGCCAUAUACUCCCUCUGGCGUCUAAGCAACGAGAGCGAGUCCCCUGCCUCCUCCUCGCCCGAACACACCCGAGACGACCUCCUGCUCACCAAGGGCCUCAGCACAACAGCUGACCUCGAGAUCGGCCAAGCAGUCACCAUUGCCUGUGACGGGACAGUCAUCAACAAGUACCCGGGCUUCCGAAGUACCUGCCAGGCCUACCUCAACAGCCUCACUUCCCACGCCAACUCCAACUCCAACUCCAGCUCCAACUCCACUGCCGAUUCUGCAGAUUCAGGUUCAGACAGCGCCACUGAGACCGAGUCAGACAAGCCGAUGAUAUCCCUUGACCCUGCGCCAGAGAGCGGCAUCUUUGGCGCCGCCGUGGCAGUGGCCGUUGCUCUCCCCUCGUCACCUUCUUCCUAG